GCCCACACAGAGCACACUCUCCUUGCCUUGGAGCUUGGAGAGCAGAGGAUUUAUUUAUGUUUUACAGGACAGGCUAAAUGAUUACGCAAGGCUAAAUAUCUGACCAAAGAUUUGAUUUAAAACAUUACAAAACGUUGGUUUUCGUCCUCUUUAUCUGACUAUCGCUUUGUAGCUUAAAAUAACACAAGAUAUUGUUGUACAGUGUGAUUUCAUACAAUUUUGGAAAGUCUUUAUUGUGCAUAUAAAGGGGACUCGGUGGAUAAAAAAGAAACAUAAUUUUAGUUGAGCUACUUAUUAAGAAUCAUCCUUAAGACUAAUGCGUGCAUUUGCAAAGCUAUCUGAAAGCAAUAUGUGCAUUUUUUAAUUUAUUGCGUUAUAAUUUCAAAACCAAUGGGUGUUGGUUUAUCUAAUUUUGUAACUCUUGUUUUACGGACGAGUGAAAUAUGUUUAGACGCCAAAGGGCAGUAACAUAAUUGAAACUUUGUUAAGGAGAGUACCUUGAUGCCUAAGACAAUGACUAUGAGUGGUCAACAGACUUUGUCAUCCGUGCCUUUGGAUCUAAGAACCACGACAAGGGAACGCGGGGGCAGCGCAGAGAGAACGCCGGAUGGAAAAGGUCGACAGAGAGACACUGUACCGUUGAAAGAGGAAUCACCAGCGUUCCACAACGAUUGCAGCAACGGACUGAGAACUUUCACCCCAGAGUCACUUCGCAAUACAGAUGUAUCAUCCGCAAAUACACAUCUGACAAAAACAGCCAAUGGAGACAAUGAAACAAGUCACCCUGUCAUGGCACCGAACCGUGAGUCUGACAGCCGUUUUUCUCCUAAAUGCGAAAGGAGCUCCGAGGAUAACAGUGACUUACGAUCGUGCGUGCGGAACCUACCGAUAAGGAAACGUCCCAUUCCCCAAGUCUCUACGGAUUCGCCAAGCACUACAAGCACUACCAAAAAACCGAAAAUAACACAAAACCUUGAGGCUGACUGUCAUUCAAGCCCUAGCUGUGCAUCAAGAACGGAUGUCCAUCCUGAUGAGGAGUCAGCGGUGCCGCGCGUGCUGUCACAGAGUCAUGAUGAUCUCCAGCGGAUGCCAUUCCCACAUUAUUAUCCAGCCUACCCUCCUUACGUUACUUGGUCUCAUGCAUACACCGGUGUACCAGGUAUUGUUAGUCUACCAGUUUGUCCAAAUGACCCACGCCGUCUUCACCCAGCGGAAGACACAGAUCAUCUUCGGGGAGAAGUUGCCUUGGCAACGCGUCAAGAUGACGACGGGGACACGGCUCUUCAUAUUGCAGUGGUUCAAGAAGAGGAGGCCAUGGUACAUAAGCUGAUUCAUAUUCUCGUUCAUUCGCAGAGGGACUUAGAUGUCUUCAAUAAUCUACGGCAGACUCCACUUCACUUGGCUGUAAUCACAGGUCAGGAGGGUUUGGUUGAAGCUCUGUUGAUGGCAGGGGCAGACCCAUGUGCCCUGGACCGUCACGGUCAGACUGCAGCCCACUUGUGCUGUGAGCAUGGUCACGCCGGCUGCCUGUCUCUGGUCCUCUCUCUCUCCCGUCACAAUCCCUCACCCUGCCUCGAGACCAGGAACUAUGAGGGUCUAACUCCUCUCCAUCUGGCUGUGCAAAACGGGGACAAAAAGUCAGUCACUAUACUGCUGGACCAUGGGGCAGACAUCAAUGCAGUGGACAUCAAAAGUGGUCGUAGCCCUCUGAUACACGCCGUUGAGAACAACAAUAUGGAGAUGAUUAACUUCCUCAUUGAGAAUGGCUGUGAUGUGAACUCACAGUCAUACAGUGGAAACACAGCUUUGCACAGUGCCUGUGGUAGGGGGCAUGUGGAUGCAGUCAGAGUCCUGCUGAAAAAUGGAUCAGACAGCAGCUUGAAAAACUACCACAAUGACACUGCAGUCAUGGUGGCCAAAAACAAGAAGGUAACAGAUGUGUUGAGGGGGAAAGGGUCCCGCAGCCAGAGUCUCAAAACACAAGACAUUCAGAAUGAGACACAUUCUCCUCAGAGAAGCACACCACAUUCACGACAAACUAGCAUUAACGGAUCCCCCUCGCCAAACAGUUUGGGUCGAUCUCCUUUAGCCACUCCCACUCCUGUGGCCCUGCCUCUUCAGCUUGGCACGUCACGCUCCCCUCCCAGCCAAUCAAGAGAGACCGUCUCAAGUCACCAUUCUCCGGCAAACAACCAAGAAGUGUUGCAAAUGAGGCCUGGCUUCCACAACAUGGUAGAAGAAAAUAGGGAAGGACAGAGACUACCGAUUCCGCAGCUUCAUUUUAUCCCCUCUGGCUAUGACAUAGCAAUGCCCUCUAUUCCUCACAUCCACAUGGGGGCGCUAGUACAGGGUCACCCUUACUACACACCUAGCGUACAAGUACAAGGACCUGUUUAUCAUCCAGAGGCAGGCUUCAUCCUUCUCCCUACCACCUUACCUGUUCCGCCCGUCCCUCAUUGCCCGCCCACACAGAUUACCGCGAACAAAUCAAGGCCUUCCAGCCGAAGCAGUGACCAAUCAGAAAUGUCUACCAUGAGCGCAAGCAGUGAAGGCAAAGAUGUUAGUUGACUGGAGAAACUAUGGGAAUAUGAGUCAUUUGCACUUGUGGUCAAGCUUUCGAGCAAACUGAAGGAAGAGUAGAUUCAAGGGGACUUCAAUGUUUUUAAUGAGAAUUGUAAAUGCUUUUUUUUUCCACGGUGUAUUUAAACAAUUUUAGCAUGUAUGUACAGUUUUACUUGCUGUUAAGGGUGUUUCUGGAAAAUCACACAUGCAUGUACUGACUUUCUGAGCACCGCUGUCACCUCACACACUGAUAUCUUACUGAGAACAACAUGCAUCUCCAAUGAAACUGAAUAUCAAUUUGGAUGCCUAGUGUGCAGGAGGUCAGAGUAGGUGAUGUUCUUAAAAGAGAUUACUAUCCACACUGAUUGUCUCAGUAAUAAGUUAUUUCCACAGUUCAAUACCAUGAACCUCCUGACAUCACAGUUAUAUGACAAAAUGACUUGACUGUAAAGCAGAUACAUUAAAAAAAUGUUGCACUGUAGAUGAACAUGUUUUAAGUAAUGUGUAUAAUGUAACUGCUAUCCUCUUAACCCUCAUUGUGUUGAUGGUGCAACACAUGAAUGUAACUGUCAAGGAAAUCCAUUUCAUUUAUGUGUGAAAUUUAGGUAUGUAUAAUAUCAAGU
Messenger RNA from Chanos chanos (milkfish), 3185 nucleotides. RefSeq names its product BCL3 transcription coactivator (gene bcl3). Gene Ontology annotation, biological process: cellular response to tumor necrosis factor. Gene Ontology annotation, cellular component: cytosol. Bases 502 to 2568 code for a protein of 688 amino acids. Lineage: Eukaryota; Metazoa; Chordata; Actinopteri; Gonorynchiformes; Chanidae. Gene Ontology annotation, molecular function: NF-kappaB binding. The record is from RefSeq and is a predicted model, not a curated record. The transcript is spliced from 9 exons.